Molecule: messenger RNA, 5238 nt
Organism: Oldenlandia corymbosa var. corymbosa
Lineage: Eukaryota; Viridiplantae; Streptophyta; Magnoliopsida; Gentianales; Rubiaceae
Source: the annotation of a GenBank genome assembly
CAGAACACAUAUAUACUACCAGCAAAGAAUAACCUGUCUCUCUUCACAUCAUUCUCGAAAAUCUGUCAUUGAUUGCAUCGAUACCAAAAGAAAUUGAGAGAACCCAUUACCAUAGAGCUCCACGGCUUCGAAACCCUUGAGAAAAAAGCCAAUAUUUUGGCGACAUUUUCACUUCUUCCCGAAAGAAACAGACCAGAGCAGAACCAGGGUUCAACAGUUCCGUCCACUAUUAGGUAAGGCAAUCAGUGGAAGUGAAGUAUCCUAUUACGUUUUAGUCCUUUUUGGAGGGUGCUGUAUUUCUAUAGUCUUGAGAAAGGCAAUGAGUGCUAAAACGAAGAGGAGGACUGCCACUGAAAAUGGGGACCCCAAUGAAGAUUCUGUACUUGCGACUAUGAUUAACAAUGGAGAGGAUUUGGGUCCAAUGGUUAGGCUUUCUUUUGAGACAAGGAAGCCAGAAGCCCUUCUAAAUCAGCUCAAGCUUGCAGUCAAGAAGAAAGAAACUGAGAUCGAGGAGCUCUGUAAGCUUCAUUACGAGGAGUUUAUAAGUGCGGUGGAUGAACUCCGUGGUGUCUUGGUUGAUGCUGAGGAAUUAAAAAGUGAACUUGCCAGUGACAACUUCAGGUUACAAGAAGUUGGUAGUGCAUUACUUUUGAAGGUUGAAGAGCUUCUUGAGUCUUGUUCAGUUAAGAAGAACAUUACUGAAGCAAUUAAGAUGUCUAAAGUUUGUGUUCAAGUGCUGGAGCUUUGUGCAAAGUGUAAUGAUCAUGUUUCUGAAGCUCGGUUUUUCCCUGCUCUCAAAGCUGUUGAUCUCAUUGAAAAAAACUUUCUGCAACGUAUUCCUGUGAAGAAACUGAAAGCACUCGUUGAGGAAAGGAUACCAAUCAUUAAAUCUCAUAUUGAAAAGAAGCUCUGCAGUGAAGUUAAUGAGUGGUUAGUUAACAUUAGGAGCAGUGCAAAAGAUAUUGGUCAGACUGCAAUAGCACAUGCAGCAGCAGCGCGUCAGAGGGAUGAGGAUAUGCUGUCUCGUCAAAGGAAAGCUGAGGAGCAGAGUUGUUUAGGAUUGGGAGAUUUUACUUAUACCUUAGAUGUGGAAGAGAUUAAUGAAGAUUCUGUUUUGAAGUUUGAUCUUACACCUAUUUAUCGGGCGUUCCACAUUCACGGUUGUCUUGGUAUAAAAGAGCAGUUUCGCGAGUACUAUUAUAAGAACAGGUUACUACAGCUGAGCUCUGACCUGCAAAUUUCAUCAACUCAACCCUUUCUUGAAUCACAUCAGACGUUUCUGGCACAAAUUGCUGGUUAUUUUAUUGUUGAGGAUCGAGUUUUGAGGACUGCUGGAGGGCUGCUCCUACCCAAUCAGGUUGAGACAAUGUGGGAAACAGCUGUUGGUAAAGUUACUUCUGUCUUGGAGGAACAGUUUUCCCAUAUGGAUACCGCAAGCCAUCUUCUUUUGGUUAAGGAUUAUGUGACUCUUCUUGGUGCAACUCUCAGACAAUAUGGUUAUGAAGUUGGCCCCAUUCUCGAGACUCUCAAUAGUAGUCGGAGCAAGUAUCAUGAGCUUCUCCUAGCAGAGUGUAGGCAACAAAUAACAGAUGUUAUUACCAAUGAUUCAUAUGAACAGAUGGUGAUGAAGAAAGAGUCAGAUUACCAAGCUAAUGUUUUACUCUUCCACCUGCAGACUUCUGAUAUAAUGCCUGCUUUUCCAUACAUUGCUCCGUUCUCUUCUUCAGUACCAGAGUGUUGUCGCAUUGUCAGAUCAUUUAUCAAGGACUCUGUUAAUUACUUAUCUCAUGGAUGCCAAAUGAACUUCUUUGAUUUUGUGAAAACGUAUCUGGACAAGCUGUUAAUUGAUAUCUUAAAUGAGGUCAUAUUGAACACAAUCCAGAGUGAGAGUAUUGGCGUAUCUCAAGCUAUGCAGAUUGCUGCAAACAUUGCUGUUCUUGAAAGAGCUUGUGAUUAUUUUCUUCAGCAUGCAGCACAACAAUGUGGAAUCCCAGUCCGAUCAGUUGAAAGGCCUCAAGGUAGUUUGACUGCGAAGAUAGUUCUUAAAACUUCAAGGGAUGCUGCUUAUCUUGCUCUACUAAGCUUGGUGAAUAACAAGUUGGAUGAGUUUAUGGCACUUUCAGAAAAUGUGAAUUGGACAAUUGAAGAGCCACCACAGCAUGGUAGCGAAUACAUGCAUGAGGUGGUUAUCUACCUUGACACAGUUAUGUCCACUGCUCAGCAAAUAUUACCCUUGGAUGCUUUGUACAAGAUAGGCAGUGGUGCGCUUGAACACAUUGCUAAUUCUAUAAUGGGUGCCUUUCUCAGUGAUUCUGUGAAGAGAUUCAAUGCUAAUGCAGUUAUGGGAAUCAAUAAUGAUCUGAAGACGUUAGAAUCAUUUGCAGAUGAAAGGUUUCAUAGUUCUGGCUUGAGUGAAAUUUAUAAAGAGGGCAGUUUUCUUGGUUGCCUGAUAGAAGCCCGGCAGCUAAUAAACCUUCUUUUGAGCAGUCAGCCAGAGAACUUCAUGAAUCCUGUGAUACGGGAAAAGAACUAUAAUGCUUUGGACUAUAAAAAGGUGGCGACAAUCUGUGAAAAGUACAAGGAUUCAACUGAUGGUCUCUUUGGAAGCCUGUCAAAUAGAACUUCAAAGCAGAGUGCUCGGAAAAAAUCAAUGGACGUACUGAAGAAGAGGCUUAGGGAUUUCAAUUGAGACGUUUUUAUAAGUAGAUGGGUAGCAGUGCAUUUUUGUUCCUUACCACCUGAAUUUGAAUGCAUUCUUUCAUUGUUGCUAUCUUCUCACUCUAAAAAUAAAGGCUUCGCUUUCUGAUGCAACCGUAUCUUCCACAUCUGUCUAUUCUCUUUUCUCUCACAUGCCUACACUUCUGAAAUUUUUAAAUACUACAUCUUAAGUAAUUGUUUGUGAUAUUGUCUAGCAUCCUUUUGAAUCUCCAGGGCAUAGGAGGUUUCAGUUCAUAGGAUGUUAAAAUCAAGUAAUUUGGACAGAUGAAGAUAGCUGUUCUUUUAGCUUUCUGAUUUUAACAGAGUAAAAUCAUUUUUGUGUUUUGUAUGAAAUUCUUUUGAGCACUCUUAGGACUACCAAGAUGCAUAACAGUUUUGAUUUUCUACUGUAAUUCUGUAUGUUGCAGAAAGUUUAUGAAAUUGCUCCAAUUUGUUUCAAGUGUAAAUUUCCAUUCUCCUCCAUUUUCUUUUCCUUUUCCUUUUUUUUCGGUCCAAUUAGCUUUGAGCUCUAUGGACUGAGUAUCUUCAUUAAUUUAACCAUAUAAGUUGUGAAGGUGAUGGUAAUCUAUAAUUACUGUGGGUGACUAUUAACUCGGAUCCUAUAAAUUUUCAAGGUUCCAGCCCUCUAUUACCAAAUUAUGAGUCACUGUUUAUUACUCCUUAUUAUCUAGACAACCAACACUUUUGCUCGUUGAUGCUGAAAAUUUUGGAAAAAGUUCUGUUCCAUCUUCAAUUAGAAAUCAUCAAUCUUUCUUCAGGUUCGCAAAUAGUGUGUGGUUUAUAAUUUCCUGCCUUCAAUUCGGUUUUCAUUUUUCCUGGAAAAUGUUAUUAGUUGUUUGGACAGGUUCUUCAGUUUUAGAUUUUUAUGCCCAAGAUACAUAACUUUUGGAGCAAAUGCUGACCAAAAUUUCAAAGCAUGUUGCACUGGCAAUCCCCUAUGAAGACUUUCUUUCGCUACCGCUCCAGUUGAUAUUGUGUUUCCGAGCUCAACAGGAAGGUAAUUUGAAUCAAUUUUAGGUGAGAUGUCCGGAAUGAAUGAUGCGUUGCAUAUCAUUUUUUUCAAAGAUAAUACUGCAUUGCAGAACUUGGUUAAACAUAGUAUUCUGUUACCCUUAGUUUCGAUCAGAUUAUUCUUGACCUGUCUCACUUGUUGGAAGUUGUGGAACUUUGAGUGCAGAUAUAUCAAUACUUAGGUUGUGCAGACCAAAGGAAUUUCAUCAAUAUGUAGAAGACUAUAUGGUUGAAAAUUGCAACCUUGCUACCUUCUAGGACGUGUUGGCUUCUUCCCCUCGUAUGUUUCUGCCUUCUUAAUGUUGUUGUUUUCUUGCUCUCUAUGGUUGGUUAUUGAUCUGCCUUUUUUUUUGAAGAAGAAGGUAUCUGUUUUAUUCGAGUAAAGGUACUAGGCUGUUACAUCUCAUAUGACUAUAAGCUAAAUUAUGCAUUUCUAUUACAUCUUGUCUGCUCACUUUAGUCAGUGUGCAAAAAGCAGAGGAAGAAAUUAAAGUCUGCAAAUGUAAAAGGACUUCCCGCGACCUCUGACUUUACAGUAACUGAAGCAUGUUACAUUGAUUUUUUUUUUUCUCUCUUUACAUCCUUGAUUUUUUUUUUUCUCUCUUUACAUCCUUUGCUGUGAUUCCCUCUAGUAGACAUGCAUUUGCUAAAAUUUGAUCAGUGAAUCUGUUUUUUCCUCCCGCUGGCGGAAUCUGUCUUCUUUAUAUUGUUAUCACAAACAAGCAUUUUGGUAGGAAAAAUUGCUUUUAGUCUACCAGCCAUGGUAUUGCCAUGUGAUUGGCAAAACCUUUGCAGAUGAGUUAUGUGCAUAUCAUCUCCAGAGGUUUGCUGCAGGUUCAUCCUUGAGGACGCAAAAUUCGGUUUCAAUAAUUUGUGUCUACUGCUGAGAAUGGUAGGCACUGAUAUCUUUCCUACCAGCAACAGAAAAACUUUGUAGGUCAUGACAUUGAAGGAGUAAAGCCACCACAUUUUGGAAACAUGAUGAGUGUUUACUUAAAACAAAAAGUUGAUUAACUAGUGCUUUUCUUUUUCUUUUUUUUUUUUCCUUCAUUGCUUCUUACAAUGAUAAAAGAUCUUUUGUAAGUUGGUAACACGCCUACGUCCCAUCAUCAUUAUCAUAUACGAUUUGUUUUUCAGAUAGACUGCAUAACAGCUAAGCAGCCAAGCAGCCUCCCUAUGUAGUGCCUGUCUUUUUCUUCUCGGGGAAAGGGAGAAAAAUAGAAACUUAGAUGGAACAUAAGGGUCGGAUUAUAACCUUGAAAGAAUUUUUCCACACAGUUGAUGACUGAUUGUUGAACAGCAGGCACCAGAGAAAUAGUAGGCGCACCAUUUGAACGUUUUGGUGGAGGAAAUUAGUGUAUUAGGAAUGACAAUUGACAUGAAAUUAGUAUAGUUAAAGGAACUAGAUCAGUUUUCUCUUGAAGAAAACUAAUUGGCAUGUGUUAACUCAAUCAGCAUAGCCCUCAGAACUCAGAAGUUACACCAGUUGGAAAAUAGGGCUAAUAAAUG